Molecule: messenger RNA, 1494 nt
Organism: Bufo bufo (common toad)
Lineage: Eukaryota; Metazoa; Chordata; Amphibia; Anura; Bufonidae
Gene: TSEN2
Product: tRNA splicing endonuclease subunit 2
Exons: 12
Coding region: 140-1468 (442 amino acids)
Biological process (GO): tRNA splicing, via endonucleolytic cleavage and ligation; tRNA-type intron splice site recognition and cleavage
Cellular component (GO): tRNA-intron endonuclease complex
Molecular function (GO): tRNA-intron lyase activity; nucleic acid binding
Source: RefSeq, a predicted model, not a curated record
GCACAGUCUGUAAGGGGCGGGAAGAAGCAGUCACAUGAUUCCAUGACGUCAUGCCCUCAAAGAAGCCCAUACAUUUUAGGCUUUACCAACCAGGCAUGGGAAAUAGCCGACCUUACAGGGUGUUUUGUGAGUGAAGACCAUGUCUCAGGCCACGUUCCACGCUCCCAGGAGGAAAAGGAAAGUGUACGAGUCUUACGAAUCUCCCUUUCCCAUCCCACUGUCUCAUGAUUUGUAUAUGAAAGAUUUUCGGAUCUGUAAGGGAGAGAUUAUUAACAAUAACGUCAUUGUGAGGAGUGCGGAGGAUAUAGAGCUGCUGUACGGAAAGGGAUAUUUUGGGAAGGGGAUUUUGUCACGCAGUCGACCAGAUUACAACAUUGCAGAGGAGCAGUUGAGAGUGCGCUGGAAAGAUUGUAAAACGAAAUUUCCAGUCAUUUCUUCCAUCAAGUAUCAGCAUCAUGUAGAAUGGGCCAAAGAACUUUUAAAAGGACAGAAUAUGGACUCAAAGUCUAUUAAUAAUAUACUUGGAGAAUAUACUAGUCCUAUAAAUCUGCCAGAUGAGACUGAAACGUUGGAGGGUUCCGCAGAGGAGCUACAGCCGGAGGCUUCCACUAAAGAAGACAUAGUUCGGGAAGGACAUCCUGAUUAUGACCCUCUAUCAAAAUAUGGGUCGGAGGACCUUGACACCAAUCGCCCAUGUACUCCGCUAGACAAAGACGUUCUGGAAAAGAUGCACUGCCAUAGGCAUGAUGACUUUAUCAUACAUUGUGGGUGCAAGCCCGGAAAACUGACUGUUCACACUGGAACUGGAGGAACGAGUGUUAGGGAAGAUAUGGGGCAUGAGUAUGUCAUGGUAGAAGAGGACACUACAGCGGAGGCUGAAGACAUGGAGGAAGAAAGAGGUGAGGUGAAGAAAUUAAAGUUGGUUUGUCGCCGGAAUCCAUUCAGAAUUUUUGAGUACUUACAACUCAGCCAUGAAGAAGCCUUCUUCUUGGUAUAUGCCUUGGGGUGUCUGUCCAUAACCUAUAGAAAGGAACCUUUAACGAUUUUAAAAUUGUGGGAAGUGUUUAGUGCGGCACAAGAAAACUUCCAGACGUGUUAUAUGGCCUAUCACCAUUUCCGGAGCAAGGGCUGGGUGCCCAAAGUGGGACUGAAGUAUGGAACAGACCUGUUGCUGUAUCGUAAAGGGCCACCCUUCUACCAUGCAAGCUACUCAGUGAUUGUAGACCUUGUUGAUGAAAACUUUGAAGGACCUCCUCUGCGGCAUCUAACGUGGAGGUCCUUAUCUGGCCUCAACAGGACAACUAUGAAUGUUUCUAAGGAGCUGCUGAUCUGUUAUUUAAUUAAACCCCCGGGCUUCACGGAAAAAGACAUGAACACCCCUGAGUGUAUAAAGAAGUUCAAAGUUCAGGAAGUCAUUGUGAACCGCUGGAUCUCCUCCCGCGAGAGAAUGGAACACGAGGAAUUAUAACAUGACUUUUACAAUAAAAUGUUUAC